AUACAAAAGGCGCACACUGCGCGUCCGGCAUCUCUAUCCAACUUGGUCCAUGGACAAGCCGGCCGUAAGACUACCAACCGAUGCAACUCAUAUUACGAUUGUUCUUUAUAGUGAUGAGGCUGUAAAGGAUGAUGAGUAUUAUAUGCGGGAGGUUCUGCAGUUACCUUUCCCGUGCUUAUGGAAAGUGACUGCAUGCCCAGUUCGCGGUGGACGGACCAGAGUCACUAUAGUUUUGAGACCAGAAGAUAAGGCUCUUUCUGAUAUUCUUGACCAUUUAAGAAUCAUCAGCGAUGGGCAAUAUGAAGUUAACAACUUUAUUAUUCAUAGUAAAUCAGGUCGAAGACUGGGUCUGGAAGAGUGCUGCUCUUCUAGUUUGGAUCUGGAAAACACUUUGAGAUGUUUGGGCAUAAUUGUUCUGGAUGCACCUCCGAAUUAUGCAGACCUGGUUCAAGAAGCGCUUGAAGGUAAUAUUGUAUUCAUGAUAUUUGGCCUUAUGACUUUCACCGUCUGGAGAUGGAUUCCCAUAACCGCAGGACUUCGAUUUGCGUUCUUACCAUCGAUUAGUAUGGAGACCAGCUAAAGCAUUCGGCCUGGUCAGUCAAUCGGUGGCCAUUCCCUCCUGCUGUAAUUCGACCUGUGGCGGCUAUAUUCAAAGCAAUUGGACGUAGCGGCAAGCGAUAUUACUCUGCCUUUCUCUCCUGCUGUGAUCUGACUUGCGGCGGCUAUAUUCAAAGCACCUGGGCGUAGCGGCAAGCGAUAUCACUCUGCCUUUCUCUCCUGCUGUGACCAACUUGGGUGCAGUGGCAAGCGGACUGGGGAGU
This is a messenger RNA of Spizellomyces punctatus DAOM BR117, 821 nucleotides long. RefSeq lists its product as uncharacterized. The transcript has 2 exons. Bases 50 to 580 code for a protein of 176 amino acids. NCBI's taxonomy places the organism in Eukaryota, Fungi, Chytridiomycota, Chytridiomycetes, Spizellomycetales, Spizellomycetaceae. The record is from RefSeq and is a predicted model, not a curated record.